This is a messenger RNA of Brienomyrus brachyistius, 3541 nucleotides long. Its product is annotated as tumor necrosis factor receptor superfamily member 14-like. Gene Ontology annotation, biological process: defense response to Gram-positive bacterium; positive regulation of cytokine production involved in immune response; apoptotic process. Gene Ontology annotation, molecular function: protein binding; transmembrane signaling receptor activity. Lineage: Eukaryota; Metazoa; Chordata; Actinopteri; Osteoglossiformes; Mormyridae. The transcript is spliced from 10 exons. The record is from RefSeq and is a predicted model, not a curated record. Gene Ontology annotation, cellular component: membrane; external side of plasma membrane. The coding region runs from base 538 to 1473 and encodes 311 amino acids.
AUCAAAAUAUGUAUCCUAUUUUACUUUGGACCAAAGUACCCAGAAAAAAACUCAAAUGCAACACAAGGAAAGCAUUGAAAUGCCACACAAAGAGGACGGGCAGUAUUAAAAGCCACUACGUGGUGUGAGGCACAAGUGCUACUCAAUACAGCAUUAAUAUAAAGAAAUAUAAUAUUAAACAAUUAAUAACGUCCUUCAGUAUAUUUUAUCCAGAUUGUACCAUUAAAUCACAUAUUUACUCAUAACUUUGAAACCCAAAAUUAAAUGAUACACGUAUGUAAAGUCAAACUUAUGCGGAAGCCAAACCCAGCGCAGUCACCUUUGUUUGUACCGCGAAUUCAAUUAAUAGAGCUCGAAGGAACAUAUAGCAAAAGCGGCUGUGGUCGGAAGCUGUCAGAUAGGACUGCCAUACCCAGCACUACAUGUACUAUUUCUUAAAUGAUCACAGCUAUAAUUACCUGCGAAAGUUCCUGUUGUGUGCUGAUAUUUCUGCUAAAAGUGUAAAUAUAUUCUGGAACCGCAUCACCGGCGAAUGAAAUGGCGACAUGCAAAUUCCAGGUUUAUUUGCCAUAUCUUCUGCUCCUUUGCCUUACCCUGUGCCAUGCAUGCAACCUGACUGAGUAUGAAGUAGGUGAGGAGUGUUGCCGAAUGUGUCCUUCCGGACAUCAUGUUCAAAAACAUUGCAGCGGAAAUGCCAACACAACAUGUGCUCCAUGUACCACAUUGACUUUCAACGAUGAACCAAAUGGACUCGCAGUCUGUAAGCAAUGUGCGGUUUGUGACCAAGGCCUUGGAUUGGAAACAGUGACAGCAUGUACACCCACUUCAGACACAGUGUGCAGGAUCCUGGAAGGGCACUUUUGUAUUAAUCCUUAUAAGGGAGGAUGCAGGACUGCCCAUGAACACACAGCCUGCAACCCUGGACAGUUCGUCAAACAGUCAGGAACAGCCUCUGCAGAUACUAUAUGUGAGGACUGUCAGGAAAAUACUUACUCUAACGGCUCUUCCACAUCCUGCAUGCCACAUGCAACUUGCAAACCUGGACAAUUCAUUUAUUUGAUGGGAACAGCCUCUGCAGAUACUACAUGUGAGGACUGUCAGGAAAAUACUUACUCUAACGGCUCUUCCACAUCCUGCAUGCCACAUGCAACUUGCAAACCUGGACAAUUCAUUUAUUUGAUGGGAACAAAAUAUGCUGAUACAGAAUGUGAGGACUGUCAGGAAAAUACUUACUCUAACGGAUCUUCCACAUCCUGCAUAUCGCACACAGACUGUGAGUCUGAAGGACGGGUGACAGCUAGAGCAGGAGACCCAUCGUCUGAUGCAGAAUGUGGGGAGACCACUUUGCCUCAUCAUGUACUUUGGCCCUCGCUGGCAGCCGUAGUAUUUGUCCUGGGAACGAUAGCCAUAGUAAUCUGCAGACGGCGCAAAAAACGGGUUCAGUCAUAUGAAGUGGCAAUGACAAAAGAAUAGCGAACUGGAAAACCAUGACCAAAUCUUCUGGUAUCACGUGGAUCUGUUCACCAUCGCAAGUGAAGCAACUUUUUGCAACAGAACAGCUGGGAUCCAUCGUUAUGGACACCAGGAUAGUUUUACCCUGUUUUUGUCCACAUCACCCAACAGUUUGAACUUUUGGAGGCGGUGACUGAAUUACUUAAGCCAUCUGCUCUGAGCUGGACUCCUCUGGGUAGAAGAAGAGUGUUUGUAGCCCUUUUGGCAUUAGACUGUCCUGCGAAAGGGGUUGAAUAGCUCAAAAUCUCUCUGGACGCAUAGAGAAACAUGAGCAGCCAGGACAAUUGCAAGUCUGUGAUUUUAGGGUGUUUCACAGAUAUUUUUUCCUGAGAGUCUAUCUCCCCCUGGAAUGAGGCAGUAGAAGUACGUAUGUGAGACAACAGGAGGGUGUGGGUGUUCUGGGAGCAGGGUGGGGUCAGGGAACAGGCUUCUCCAUGUAUCUGUCAACAUUUCUUGAUUUUUAAGGAUAUAAAGUUACAGGCCCCAUCACCCUGAACAGGAUAAUAAUUUGCAAGAUAGACAGAUAGAUGGUGCAUGACUGAAACGCAUCUCCUAAAUCUGAAUACAUUAUUGAUUACUUUUGAGGAAGUCACUGGGAUUGACCAUGACACCAGUAUCUUUACAGAAAGUUCAAGUUUCAUAUAACAAACACCUGAUAUCUGAAAGUAUCCUGUGUAUAUUCCUGUUCAAGCAAAACUUCAGUUCCCUGUUCAGAUUUUGUUUUGAUUCCCCUGAAACCUUUGAGUGGUCAGAGACUCCAGGAACUGGCGACUGAUCAGACCUGAUGGAUUCUUUUAACUGUUUGAGUGAUGUCAUCAGAAGUCAAGGAGAGGACUGGUGUAAUCUGAAUGGCUCACGGCAGGGGUGUCAAAUUCAUUUCAAUUAACAGGCUGUGCUGAUCCAAUGCAGUCUCAAGUGGACCCAAUCCAAUCUCUAUGUUUAAUAUAUUAAUAAGUCUUUAACGUUUUGCGAACUGGGAACCAAAAUUACCCCAGUAUAUUACAACCGGGAGAAGGUGGCUAUUUCUGUCAGAAACAAUUACAGAACAUUAACAGAGCUUAUAAACUGUGAUUACCUGUCACAUUGAAAAUCUGGAGAUAAUGAACAGAACCCCACCUGCCAUUAGCCGUAUAGCUGCCAUUCAGUGCAACUUAUACAGUUAAUGACCAUAAAAUUAUUCAAGAAGUAGCAAUGAAUAAAAAGAACAUGUGAAAAUAAAUGAGAUCUGAAACUGAAUUUCUCAUCGGGCUUAGGUGGGGAACAACCUGAUGCUUCUGCAUCUUGAGCAUUUACAUCUUGCUCAUCAGAGUGCAGUUUACAGCUGCAUCGCAGAUCUCAGAGCCCAUAAAGGGAUCAGACACUAUAGGUUCUCGAUGUCAGUUUCCCUUAUUUAUGUCUUGUGUGUUUCAAGUAACGUUUUCCUGGCUAGAAAUUACUUAAACAGUCAUGGUUCAUAAGCUUCACAGUUGGGGGGUGGGGGGUGUGUGGCUCCAUGGUUAGACUCUUUGCCUCUGAUCAGAAGGCUGCUGGUUUAAAUCCUGUGGCCAGCAAACUGACACCCCUGCUGGGCCCUUGAGCAAAAGCCCGUAACCCCAAUUACUUCAGGGACUGGCUGAUCUGCUCUCUACUCAUCACUUGCAUGUCCCCUUGGACAGCAUCUGCUGAAUAAAUAAGUAUGAAUUUGUAUGUGAUGUCAGCGACACCUGUAACCAAAGGAAGUAGCAUGUUAUGACUCAGUGACCCAUGGGAAAACUAAGGAGCAACUGCUCUUGUUCUGAAUGUUCUGAAAUCAGAGUGUCAGAUUUGCUUCUCGCUGCAAGGAAGGUGGCAGAAUCAGAGUCAGUAGAAGAGGAAGUACUUAGAAUCUCACUGCAUUUCAUUUAGGUUAAUGGGCCUUAAGUUAAAAAGUUUAAGUGAACUGCACAGCCGACCAUGUAAUUCAUGUAAAAAGAUGCAAGCGUAAUGUGAACAUAACCAUUCUGUAAGAGAUGUCAUUUCGUCAUAUAAAUGUAUCCCCUGUUCGGACCUA